AUGGCUACAACUUACUACGACUACAUCAUCGCUGGAGGCGGUACAGCCGGCUGCGUAAUCGCAAGUCGCCUUUCAAGCUAUAAGCCCGAAAGCUCAAUUCUGCUGGUUGAAGCAGGGCCCAAGGAUGACCCACGUAUUCGGCCAAGCUUGGGCCUCGUUGGUCAAGCAGCCAACGAGAUCAAAUGGAACAUUCAGAGUACCCCGCAAGAUGCAAUGAACGGGAAAACGCUUGAUCUGGUUCAAGGGAAGGUAAUCGGGGGCACCUCGUCAAUUAACCAUCAGGUGUGGAUUCGCGGUGCUGCGGAAGACUACAACCAAUGGGCAGAGGAGGUUGGUGACCAGCGUUGGUCUUGGGAUGGAAUGCUGCCUUAUUUCAAAGAGUGCGAAACGUUCAUCCCUGGCCCAGAGCUUGAGGGCAAAGACCUCAGCUCGUAUCGGGGAUUUUCUGGUCCAAUCACUGUCUCCCAAACUUCCUCCAGUGGUCGUCCCCGUCGUUAUCCUCUCAGAGAUGCCAUCGCCAACAUGUAUGAGGCCCAAGGAGUGUCACGUGUUGCCGACAUCAACUCUGGUCAUCACCUAGGCUACGCAGAGCACAGCACCAGCAGCUACGAUGGAGUUCGCUACUGGGCCGGAUCUAACUAUACAAUGGGUCCCAAUGUGAGCAUCAUGGCAGAGACUCAGGUCACAAAGGUUGUUUUCGAAGGAAACCAUGCAAAAGGCAUUGAGUGUCUGUCAUCCACGGGAGAAAAGAGUCUUAUCUCAGCCAAAGUGGAGGUUAUCAUAUCUUCCGGUUCUUUGGGCUCUCCUAAGCUGCUGCUUUUGAGUGGAGUUGGUCCAACUGAAGAGCUAAGCAAGCAUGGAAUCACUCAGGUUGCCGAUCUUCCCGUCGGUCAGAACUACAGUGACCACGCCAUGUUAGCAACAUUUUGGCAUUUGGAGAAAAAUGGACUAGCAAUGGGUGAUGUUGAGAUGCGGAAUGAGAUUUGCGACUGGACUUGCGGCCUACCGAUUGACUGGCUUGCAUUCCACCGCCACGAUCAAGAUCAUACCAUCCAGGCCCUUGCGGCCAAUGAUCUCUCUCCGAUUGAAUUGGAACGCUUUAAGCUUCCCGGUCGGGCACAUACUGAGUCUGGGAUCUUGUACGGACAUAUUGACUUCACUGGCAAAGCUGGACCUCCUCCCUCUGGCUCCAACAUUACCAUCAUGACAAAAAUUGUGACACCAUCUUCUCGGGGCUCAAUCACUCUUAACUCUGCAGACCCAUUAGACCCCCCAGUUUGCAAUCCGAACAUGUUGUCGACGGAACUGGAUAGAAAGUUGUUAUUUGCGGCAGUCCGCCUCACGGCUGAAGGACUCGAAAAGAGCAUUGCCCCAGAGUACGGACUUAGAGAGAACAAUGUGGAGGAGAGCCUGAGAGGCGACUACAGUGAUAGAGCUAUGAAGCAGAGAGCUUUGAGCUUCGCUCGAACUGUGAACCAUGGUUGUGGAACUUGUGCUAUGGGCACAGUUGUUGACGCAGAAUGCCGGGUUAAAGGAACCACCGGGCUUCGCGUUGUAGACACGAGUAUUAUUCCUUUGCCACUUUCUGCGCAUUAUCAAGCGCCUGUCUAUGCCGUGGCAGAGCAGGCUGCUCGUAUGAUUGCAAAUGUUUAG
Molecule: messenger RNA, 1653 nt
Organism: Penicillium angulare
Lineage: Eukaryota; Fungi; Ascomycota; Eurotiomycetes; Eurotiales; Aspergillaceae
Product: GMC family oxidoreductase
Exons: 7
Coding region: 1-1653 (550 amino acids)
Molecular function (GO): flavin adenine dinucleotide binding; oxidoreductase activity, acting on CH-OH group of donors
Source: RefSeq, a predicted model, not a curated record